AUGUAUUGUAUCCUUGUCAUUACGUUAUUGUUUGGUUAUUCUUACAGUCAAUGUCCAGCUGCUAAUCAACUAGUCUGUGGUGCACUUCCAUGUGUUCAGACAGGAACCCUUUUCUCCUGCCUGUGUCCAGAUUUGACACUUCAAUCAAAUCCAGCAUUAUGCGGAGGAACAGUGACAACAACAACUGUACCAACCAUUGUCGUACCAAAUGCUUGUGACACUGUGACAUGUCAAGCCGGUGCAACAUGUAUUCCAACAAGUGUAAAUCCUCUUGCUUACAUCUGUUUGUGUCCAAAUAACAUAAUUGGAAAUCCCAAUUGUCCAACUAGUCCUAUCGUGAGUAAUCCAUGUGUAGCUCAGCCAAACAAAUGUCAAAAUGGUGGUACAUGCAUAGUGAACCCAAUAUCAUUACAAGCAUGUUGUUUAUGUCCGACGAAUUACUAUGGUCCCAAUUGUCAAUCUACGUGCGUACGACAAUGUGCUUCCGAUUGGUGCUAUAAUGGUGGACGCUGUGGAAAUGCCUAUGGCAGACCCUAUUGCUCGUGUCCACAAAAUUAUCGUGGUCGAAGAUGUGAAGUGAAACUCAAUACACACAAUUACGUUUAUCUCUACCAUCAUCCACGUUGGUAA
Molecule: messenger RNA, 630 nt
Organism: Didymodactylos carnosus
Lineage: Eukaryota; Metazoa; Rotifera; Eurotatoria; Philodinida; Philodinidae
Source: the annotation of a GenBank genome assembly